UGAAGAACCAUUGAACAGGUCAUGGUUGCCAGCUCGCUCUUUUCCACUGAUCUCUCGCCAAGAAGCUGUGUUAGGAGCACCGAUCACAAUGGUGAAGGUGUACAAACCUGGCCGUGUUGUCAUCCUCCUCACUGGAAAACAAGCUGGUAAAAAGGCAAUUGUAAUUAAGAGUAAUGAUGAUGGCACUCAAGAUCGGCCUUAUGAGCACGCCUUAGUUGCUGGCAUUGAGCGUUACCCUCGUAGAGUAACGAAAAGCAUGAGCAAGAGAAAGAUUGCAAGGAGGUCGAAGAUUAAACCAUUUGUCAAGAUUGUGAACCUGAAACAUCUUAUGCCUACUCGUUAUACAGCCACAGACAUUAUCUUUGAUAAAGCUAAGGUCAACAAAGAGACCUUGAAGGACCCUGGCAGGAGGAAGAAGGCACGUAAAGUUGUCAGGUAUACCUUGGAAGAAAGAUACAAGAGUGGCAAGAAUCGAUGGCUUUUCCAGAAGCUUAGAUUCUAAAUAAACUGUGGUUGUGUAUAUAGGCUCCUUAUUGGCCUAAUGUGAAGUUAUUGGAAAUUAAAAAGAUGAGGGAAUAUCAGACAA
Messenger RNA from Cherax quadricarinatus, 586 nucleotides. It is a transcript of the gene RpL27, whose product is annotated as ribosomal protein L27. The record is from RefSeq and is a predicted model, not a curated record. Gene Ontology annotation, biological process: translation. Lineage: Eukaryota; Metazoa; Arthropoda; Malacostraca; Decapoda; Parastacidae. Gene Ontology annotation, cellular component: cytosolic large ribosomal subunit; ribosome. Gene Ontology annotation, molecular function: structural constituent of ribosome.